AUGUACACUCGGAAUGGUAACUUUACAGCCGAAGUCUUGGGUCAGAUGUGUACGGAACAGUGCAAAGCUUCCCUGAAGUCCUACCGGGAAGCCGUUGAGGCCGCCUGUGCAAAUGAUGAAUACGACAGCGCCAAAAACGCCACCAUCAAGGGCAGCUCGGGCUUGUAUAAGCCCAUUGUCCUGCCGGAUUACUACCUCACCAACUACAAUCAGCGCUGCCUAGUCGAUGGCGAAGGCGAAUACUGCAUUCUGAAGCUCCAAAAUCCUGAAGGACUUGAUAAAUGUGAUGAAUGCAGACUCCGGACAUUGCGGGAAAAGCUCAAUAAUGGAUACUUCUAUGCUGACGAUUUGAUGGAGCAAUACACGAGUCGCACUUCAAGCUGCGAAGUCACCACUAUUCCGACCCCUAACCCUUCUAGCGUUGUGAUCUCCAGUGCCGUGGCACCUACUGCAACAGCAAAACCAUGUGAGGGUCGUCAAGUGGCCAUCCAACAGGGGGAUACCUGCGAUAGCUUUGCAGCCGCAAACAACGUCAGUACAUAUCGCCUUCUUAUCGACAAUAAAUUACAGAGCGGGUGUGCAAAUUUCCCCACUGAGGGCUCCCUGUGUGUUAUCGGAAGCUGCCAGACGCACAAUGUCACAAAAGACGAUACCUGCCAAGGCCUUGCGAGCAAAUAUUCCAUCACAAUCACUCAAUUUCGGACUUGGAACCAGGUGCUGAACUCGAGAUGCAGCAAUAUGGAUCUCUUGGUUGGUCAUAUGGCCUGCGUUAGUUAUCCUGGAAAUGCAACUUCUACCAAGAAUCCCUAUGCGACAAACGGAGCCGGAGGGACCGCUACAACAGCCGCGCCUGUGCCCACCAGCUUAGCACCUGACGUCCAUACAGAGUGUGGCAAUUCGCAAGGUGUACGUCCCGUGGGGAACAUCGCGACGUAUCCCGGAUAUGCGACAGCGACUGGUGGCCCAACAACCUCCCGUUGGACGCCAAAGAUGCCUGAAAAGGCCACCGCAUGGAGUGAUCUGCCUAUGGCGACUUUGACACCCUGGACUUCUCUGCCCACGCCCAGUACAAUGCCUCUAGCUAAAGGCACGAGGAAGGAUUGCAAAGAAUACGCGGAUAAUACGUAUGGAGAGGUUCCCUGCGACUGGCUGACCACCCAUGUGUCCGAUAUCCAUUUCGCGGAAUGGAACCCGUCUGUGGUUUGGUGGAACUGUACAUUAGCCAACAACACCCGUUACUGUACAUUACUUGGGGAAGCGUUCAUCGAAGAAAGCGAUCUGGAACCGGUAUAUCUGGACCUUCCCGUGACCGCAGCGCCUAACUCAACUUACGAUUGCUAUUAUUGGUAUACAACCGAAGAAGGUGACACUUGUGAUAGCGUCCUUGAGAUGGCCGACAUUGCGCUCGAGGCUUUCUACGCAUGGAACCCCAGUGUCAAAAGUGACUGCUCGAAUCUGUGGCUGGAUACCUCAUAUUGUAUUUCCGGUGAUGGCUACGAUGACACUUUCUACCCUGCUCCACUGCCCUCGGAAACAUCCACUGCAUUAUCACCUCCACCAACACCGACCUGCACCUGCACAUGCGGCACUGAUACAGUCUCACCAUCUGGAAGACGAGCUCUAAUUCCAGAAGGGAUAUACUGUGUCGACAUUGCCGCGAAGUACGGCAAUUCACUGAACACACUGUAUGAGUUGCAUCCUGCUUUGAACGGGGACUGUAGUGGGUUCUGGCCGGACUACGCAUACUGCAUCAAGGCAACUUUUGAUUAA
This is a messenger RNA of Aspergillus mulundensis, 1770 nucleotides long. RefSeq names its product LysM peptidoglycan-binding domain-containing protein. The record is from RefSeq and is a predicted model, not a curated record. The coding region runs from base 1 to 1770 and encodes 589 amino acids. Lineage: Eukaryota; Fungi; Ascomycota; Eurotiomycetes; Eurotiales; Aspergillaceae. The transcript is spliced from 7 exons.